AUGUUGGGAUGCACUGCUGUCCACACGCAAAGGGCCAUUGUUGCCAGACAUGACCACAGGAUCUCGAGCGUCCCUCGAUUGUUAGGACCCGAAGUCCAGCCUUGCGUCUCAGCCAUGCUUGACGGACGUGACACCAGGAGGCGCAGACGAGCACCUACUGCCCACCGUGAGGUGGUGGUGAACUCCACCUCAUCGGCUUUGCUUGCAGGGAUGUUGCAGACGUAUGAGGAAGUGAUGGACUGGGCGGGACGGCUGCCCGAUCUCAGCCUCCUCCCCCACGACAAGAACCAACAACCCCAGGUUCUUGCCAGAUAG
Messenger RNA from Aspergillus puulaauensis, 315 nucleotides. RefSeq lists its product as uncharacterized. The record is from RefSeq and is a predicted model, not a curated record. The coding region runs from base 1 to 315 and encodes 104 amino acids. NCBI's taxonomy places the organism in Eukaryota, Fungi, Ascomycota, Eurotiomycetes, Eurotiales, Aspergillaceae. The transcript has a single exon.